CGACAGUUCAGCUAUGGAAAUAAAGCAUCUAGGUCACGCUUGCACCGACUGACAAGUAGUCACGAGUAAAUGUAAUGAAUUAACCUCAGCUAACGCUACUAUUGACACGAAUAACGAGCUCCAGUCGGUAUUUCUCCAUUUCCCUCUGCACUGGCUCUGACUGGACGAUCCCCGCCUACACUCUGCCCACUUGCUCAGGUGACAGGCUCGUCAAACCGCCCCCCGAAGAUGUUGCUGUGUCUGUGGAUGACAGCAGACUGGGAGGACCGAAACAAGUGUUUGUGCCGCUCUUUUAGAAAGUAGCGAAGAUAGAAACCAGCUUCAUCUCUCUUGAACGAGGCUGCUUAUUGCUCCGCGCCGAGGUCUAGCUGAGGUACUUCAGCGUCGGUUCGGUCAUUUUAAGCCACGAAGCUUAACGAAGAGAGCAAGAAGACGACGUACAGAGCUAGCUAGUUAACGUUAGUCUGAACUCAAUUCAGAACCGGCUUCCCCCCCUCCCCUCCAGUAACAGUAUCAAUAUCACCUGGAUGCAAUGACUGACUCGGUUGUGGACAGCAAGGCGGAGGUUAAACAAGCCACGAAAUAUGUCAAAGAGACCGAAAACGUUGCGGAAAAAUAUUCAGCGAUGACUGUCAGCAAAAACAGCAGUGAUGUAAAUAUGAACGUUGGCGAAAUGCCUUCCGCAGCGUUCACUGCAGUCCCCACUCUGAAAUCCGUCAAGAAGAUCCAGUUUGCUAACACGGAGGACAAACAAGAAUUCAGCAAGUACCCUACCAAGGCAGGCCGCCGCUCCCUCUCUCGGUCCAUCUCGCAGUCCUCCACAGACAGCUACAGCUCAGCUGCGUCCUACACCGACAGCUCCGAUGAUGAGACCUCCCCCCGGGACAAAGCCCAGGUCAACACCCACGGCAGCAGUGACUUCUGCGUGAAAAACAUCAAGCAGGCCGAAUUUGGCCGCCGUGAAAUUGAAAUCGCAGAACAAGACAUGUCUGCCCUGAUCUCUUUGAGAAAGAGAGCCCAGGGGGAGAAGCCACUGGCUGGGGCGAAGAUAGUGGGCUGCACCCAUAUCACUGCUCAGACAGCAGUUCUGAUUGAGACUCUGGUAGCUCUCGGGGCCCAGUGUCGCUGGACUGCCUGUAACAUCUACUCCACUCAGAAUGAGGUGGCUGCUGCUCUUGCUGAAACUGGGGUACCUGUGUUUGCAUGGAAGGGUGAGUCAGAGGAUGACUUCUGGUGGUGCAUCGAUCGCUGUGUCAACACGGAGGGCUGGCAGGCCAAUAUGAUCUUGGACGACGGCGGAGACUUAACCCACUGGGUGUACAAGAAGUAUCCCAGCGUCUUCAAGAAGGUCCGGGGCAUUGUGGAGGAGAGUGUCACUGGAGUGCACAGAUUGUACCAGUUGUCUAAGGCUGGCAAGCUGUGCGUCCCUGCCAUGAACGUGAACGACUCAGUCACCAAGCAGAAAUUUGACAACCUUUACUGCUGCCGUGAAUCUAUCCUGGAUGGCUUGAAGAGGACCACAGAUAUAAUGUUUGGAGGCAAACAAGUUGUCGUGUGUGGUUAUGGAGAGGUGGGGAAAGGCUGCUGCACUGCUCUAAAGGCCCUUGGAGCCAUUGUGUGCAUCACAGAGAUUGACCCCAUCUGUGCCCUGCAGGCAUGCAUGGACGGCUUCCGAGUGGUCAAGCUGAGUGAGGUCAUCCGGCAGAUGGACGUGGUGAUAACUUGCACUGGCAACAAGAAUGUUGUUACCAGAGAACAGCUGGACCGAAUGAAGAAUGGCUGCAUCGUCUGCAAUAUGGGCCAUUCCAAUACUGAGAUCGAUGUGGCGAGUCUGCGCAGCCCUGAGCUGACCUGGGAGAGGGUGCGUUCUCAGGUUGACCACAUCAUCUGGCCCGAUGGAAAGAGGGUUGUUCUGCUUGCAGAGGGCCGCCUCUUAAAUCUGAGCUGCUCCACAGUGCCUACGUUUGUGUUGUCCAUCACUGCUACAACUCAGGCCCUGGCCCUGAUUGAGUUGUUCAAUGCUCCAGAGGGGCGUUACAAACAGGAUGUGUAUCUCCUGCCGAAGAAGAUGGAUGAGUAUGUGGCCAGUUUGCACCUACCAAACUUUGAUGCCCACCUGACAGAGCUUUCUGACGAGCAGGCCAAGUACAUGGGCCUUAACAAGAAUGGCCCCUUCAAACCUAAUUAUUACAGGUAUUAAUUUGAGUGAUCCUCUGAUGGUGUGAUCCUCAACACACAGUUGCCCUGGGAAACAACAGAGAUAUCUAUUUUAUUUUCUAAAUUGCUACAAAAUGGAGGAAUUAUUUUACUUAUGCUGAAUGUAACUUAUUAAUAGCACUUCAGACAUGAUGUUAAAUAUAAGAAAUAAGAGUAAGACUUGUAGGAAACAUACAAUGUAUAACCAACUAACAUUUUACAUGUCUUGUCACGUGUUUAAAAGAAAAGGCCUGCUUGCAUGCUUUCAUGUGUAUGUACUUAUUUAGUUGCUAAUGCUUAUGUUACUAGAUCACAAAGUUGUUGAUUUGUUUGUUUACCCUAUUUACGCACAGUGCCAAAUGAUGGCUGUAAGAAUGGAAAGAAUUUCUUUUGUUUGUUUUGUCUGUCAGUGACAUCAAGAUUUUAUUAGUACAUGUCCAUGAGCCAGGGUUUGGGCUGAGCCAAAACAAACUCUGUAUUACAAUGUACAUUAUUUUAGAAAUGUUUGUUUUACAUGCGUUAAAUAAUCUCUUUGAAUGGUAUCUGCAUGCAUGCCUUAAAAGGUAACAUCCAGUCAUCCUUUUUAUUACAACAAAGUACAGUGAUGAAAUAUAGCGCUUGUUAUAUAAACAAUAUGACCCAGUGUUGUUUAUUUUAAGAAUUCAUAAUAGCCUGUGAAAGGCUGAGUGCAUUUUAAAUUCCUGACUCUUGGUGUUGGCAUUCAACACUCACCCUAAAAUUAUCUUAAAACACCCAGGGCUUCUCCUGAACAAAUACAAACCAAAGGGAUGUUUAAUGUGGUAACAAAAGAUUAAGAUGUUAUGUUAAAGAUAACAGUCUGUAUGCAUUCCUAAAAAGGAAGUACUGAAAAGUUUGAGGAGAAGAAAAAAUGUAACUACUAAAAACUACUAUGACUUCCCUCAUUUAAUACAAAGUUUCCAUUUGCUCACUCAAAUUCUAGCUGAGAUCUGUCUGACUGAAGAGCAGCGUGGUCGGCUAUGAAGUGUUUUGACUGGAUAAUACCUUUAAGGCCAUGGUAUGAAUGUGCCUUUUAAAUCAUUUACAACACGUAAAUAUCAGCACUGACCUUAAUUAAAUGAACAUUCCUCUUUUGUAAAACCACAUCUAUUAGUGGUACAUUUAAUGUCUUCCUUCCACCGCUUUUGGUAUUAAUUAAUUGUAACUCUAAUGUAUGAGCUAUAUGUUGUGAAAAGAUAUUAGACUUUAUGUUUGCCAUAUGAUUGUCGCUGUCUUAAUUUGAUCCAACAGGGUCACCUAAAGUAAUAUUUCAUGUGAUCAAAAUGCAUAAGUGUAUACUAUGUAUGUAAAAGAAUGCAUUAAAUCAGCAAUAAAUUGAGUUCUUUUAACAGAGAAAAGUAACUUUAAA
Molecule: messenger RNA, 3583 nt
Organism: Siniperca chuatsi (mandarin fish)
Lineage: Eukaryota; Metazoa; Chordata; Actinopteri; Centrarchiformes; Sinipercidae
Gene: ahcyl1
Product: adenosylhomocysteinase-like 1
Exons: 17
Coding region: 533-2200 (555 amino acids)
Biological process (GO): L-methionine cycle
Cellular component (GO): cytosol
Source: RefSeq, a predicted model, not a curated record